AUGCAACCCCCUCUGCCCUCCGCCACCGCUACAUGGCGCAACGACACCUACGAUGCUAUCUCCCCUUCUCGCCCGGAGCUGAGCGCGGCGGGGAAGACCGUCAUCGUGGCAGGUGCGGGUAGUGGAAUUGGCCGAGAGACUGCCCUAGCGUUCGCCGCUGCCGGGGCGGCCCGAGUCAUUCUCCUCGGUCGCUCAGAGGGUGCCCUCCGCGCCACCGCAGCCUCGCUGCCGUCGUCUGUCCCCUCCGAGGUCUUCGUGGCCGACAUCACGAGCGAGGAGACGUUGGUCAAGGUCGCGGCGGCGAUCGGCAGGUGGGACGUCCUCGUCCUGGCCUCUGGCUACACCUCGCCCCCGUCGCCCAUCGCGGGGUCCUCCACCGACGAAUGGUGGCAGAACUUCGAGACAAACACCAAGGGCACGUACCUCGUGACCAAGUCGUUCCUGUCCACGACGAACCCCUCGCACGCCGCCGUCGUCGCUUUGACGAGCGGAACCACCGCGCUGCCGGUGUCGAUGUUGCCCGGUCUGUCCCCUUACAUGGCCUCCAAGCUGGCGCAGACCAAAAUCAUCGAGUUCCUCGCCGCGGAGAACCCGAACCUGUUCGCGGUUACGCUGCACCCGGGCAUGGUCGAGACGGACAUCUUCAAGAAGAGCGGUGCCAAGGCCGAAGCCCUGCCCAUGGAUAAAGUUCAACUCCCCGCCCACUUCACCGUGUGGUUGACCAGUUCGGAAGCAGCCUUCCUCAACGGACGCUCGGUAUGGGCCAACUGGGACGUAGAGGAGCUCAAGAAGAGCGCCGAGACCAUCCAAUCGGGCACGCUGUACACCAGCGGGAUUAACGGAUUUCCCUUCUCUCCUCCGGCUUGA
This is a messenger RNA of Colletotrichum karsti, 867 nucleotides long. RefSeq names its product short chain dehydrogenase reductase. Lineage: Eukaryota; Fungi; Ascomycota; Sordariomycetes; Glomerellales; Glomerellaceae. The transcript has 4 exons. Gene Ontology annotation, molecular function: oxidoreductase activity. Gene Ontology annotation, cellular component: cytosol. The record is from RefSeq and is a predicted model, not a curated record. Bases 1 to 867 code for a protein of 288 amino acids.